Molecule: messenger RNA, 9353 nt
Organism: Erpetoichthys calabaricus (reedfish)
Lineage: Eukaryota; Metazoa; Chordata; Cladistia; Polypteriformes; Polypteridae
Gene: skilb
Product: SKI-like proto-oncogene b
Exons: 8
Coding region: 1075-3279 (734 amino acids)
Biological process (GO): negative regulation of BMP signaling pathway
Cellular component (GO): nucleus
Molecular function (GO): SMAD binding; RNA polymerase II cis-regulatory region sequence-specific DNA binding; DNA-binding transcription factor activity, RNA polymerase II-specific
Source: RefSeq, a predicted model, not a curated record
CCUCUGGGGGGUGAGGAGGAGGAGGGGGUUAGUGUCUGUCUGCGUUAGGGAUUUCACUGCCAGACGUGGAGGAACAGAGGGCGAAGGGAAGGAAAGACUGCAGCCAAAGAUGAGCUAGUAUGAGACGGAUUAUCGACCUAUGGUCAUUCAUUUGUGCUUGAGAAGCACUAUUAAUCGAAGACAAAAUUCAUCGUUAGUCUGAACGCUGAAGGUGUAAUGGGAGCAGUGCAACGGUUUUGGAGAAAAGAAGGACACCGUGAAAGGAACGCAAUGCACGUAUACAGAUACGAGUAAAGACAAGGACAUUUCUCUUCUUAUCUGUGUGUGGGCGGCGGGAUCGCAUGUGCAAGAUAAACGCGCAGACGGGGUUGUGUGCAGUGUUCGCCGUAUUCUGGGGUGCGCGCGCAGUAAACGGACACGCGCAAACCUCGACAACUUGGAGAUAUGGGAGACCGUGAGUGACGGCUCCUUGCUUGCAUAUGUGCGUGACUAAGACAGACAGACACAGAGAGAGAGAGAGAGAGAGGGUGGAAAGGAGGAGUGACUGUGACAUUGUGCGUGAGAAAAAGAGGGCGAGCGAGAGUCUGCCGGGAGUGCGCAACGGCGACAGAGUUGAAUCAGUAGAGAGGACACGCCGCGAGUGAGAUGCCAGGAGACAUCAGCCGCCACAACAACGCAGCACGAGUGUGCAGUGCAAAGGAACACUAACCCGGUAUUGGAUCGCUCCUAUCCGGAACGAACGAGCGCGAAUACUUGGACGUAUAACCGGUACCACGAGACCUCUUCUCAUUUGAAGGCUGAUUAUUCCCUUGCUGACGUUAUUCACGAGUUCUUCCGAGCAAAGGCACCAUCUGGCUUGAAUGAGACAAGGUCAGGGGCUGUUGACAGUGGCGUUUACAUUGGAGCUGCCGGGAAAUACGUGGAUCUGAAGCUAAUUUGGGAUACGAUGCAUAUCUGAAGACGGUCUGACACCAGAUAAAUGUGAAUUUCCACCGUUCAAAUAUGUAAUGGUCACAAGUCAAUAUUUUUCAGCCCUUACACGUUCCAGUUUUCUAUAUAUACUUUAAGUAAAGGAUGAUGAGCUCUCAACCAUCCUUGAAAGGGACGUAUAACAGCAAAGUUCAUUCUACAGAGGAUAUGAACAAAUCUGCCAAAGACAGGCUUGAGGAAGGACCAAUUAAAAAAAGGCCACUGCUACACCUGAAUAACCGAACUGUUGAUGGGACUUCAAAAAGCAUAAAGGUCAAACAAGAAAACAUGUAUGAAUCAUCACCUGCUGAAUUCAGUGACUUGGAAAAACAGAGAAAACAGAACACUGCACCAGUGGGGAAGGCCCUGGACAUAACUCCUGGCCUAAAACACACUUUGGCUCAAUUUCAUCUUAGUAGUCAGAGUUCUCUUGGUGGACCUGCUGCUUUUUCAGCUCGAAACAACCAAGAAUGUAUGUCUCCCAGCAUCUACCUGUCCCAUUCAUCACCUACGGUCCAAUCGGGCCCUCUGCUUAUUCCUCCAGACAGCUCAACUGAACUGACUUACUCUCUUCUGGAAGGAGAGUACAUCUCAUGUUUCAUGGUGGGUGGCGAGAAAAGACUCUGCUUGCCCCAAGUCCUUAAUUCAGUUCUGCGUGAUUUUUCUCUUCAGCAGAUUAACACAGUUUGUGAUGAAUUGUACAUUUAUUGCUCAAGAUGUAAUGCUGAUCAGCUUCAUAUUUUGAAAGUACUGGGUAUUUUGCCAAUCAAUGCACCAUCCUGUGGGUUGAUUACACUGACAGAUGCUCAAAGACUUUGCAAUGCUUUGCUGCGUCCAGGCUUUACCCUACAGAAUGCCAGUAAAAUAGCAGGAGAGGGUGUUUUGGCUCAUCACAAAGACACAGAAUCAACAUUUGAGGUAGAGCAUGAGUGUCUUGGCAGAUGCCAAGGCUUCUUUUUUAUACAAAUAUACACACAGCCUGAAGCGGCAUGCAUACAGUGUGCAGAAUGCCAGAUGAUGUUUUCACCCCAGAAAUUUGUAAUGCAUUCCCACAAAUCCCCAGACAAGAGAACCUGCCACUGGGGUUUUGAAUCUGUAAAGUGGCGUUGUUACCUUCAGCUUGCCAAAAAGUAUUAUGGGACUCCAAAGGAGAGAUGGCUUAAACAACUGCUUGAUGAAAUCAAGGAGAAGUUCAGCAUUCAACAGAAAGAGCAGUUCGAAAAGGAGGACAGUUUUGAAAAUUUUCAACUGAAACGGUCACGAUAUGAGGCGUUUCUUCCGCAGGAAAAGCUUCCUGAGAGCGAACCUAUGAAAAAGAAAUUAUGCCUGGAGCAAUGCUUUCUUGAUGUCAAGCAGGACCCAGCUUCGGUGUCUCUUGGUAAUUCAAGCUGUUAUCUUUACAUGUGUGAUAAAAUUGUGGCCCCGAAUGUCUCACUUACUUCAUUAUUGCCAUCCAGUCAAGAGUCAACUAAGCUGCAUGGGGACAACAUUGAGGAGACUAAAGGACAUCCACUAGAAAAUCUAGUAAAACAUCAUUCUAGUGAUACACAAAAUGAAACUUCUUUCUUCUCAGAGUGCUUAGAGAAUCAAGCAGACAAUGGUGAAUCUGUGACAGAGUCAGCUGGCUGGCCUGAGCACCACACUACAAGCUGUUCUGCAGACCAAGUGAAAUCUGAACAUGGAAGCAAGCAUGGCCCCAUAGCUGUUGCUAUGGAAACAGACCGGAGUGAGAACGCCUACUUGCCUUUCAUUAAAGACAUCACUGUGGAGGAUGACAAGGACAAAAUCGUGGUGGAAAUUCUGCAGAUGUACACCAAACAGCAGGAGCGGCUCAGUGCAACUCUUCAAAGGAAAAUGGAAUUGCAAAUGGAUCUGGAUAUUUUGCGUAAUGCUCGAACGACAGUGUUGACGGAGUUAUCUGUGGAAAACAGUGAGCUGCAGAAGGAGCUGGAUUCUAUUCAAAAGGAACAUGCACGCCAGAUGGAGGAGGUCAGAGAAGAACAGCGGGAGCUGGAACGUCGGCUAGAGCAGCUUAGGCGUCAGAGCUGUUCUUGUUUCUCAUUCAGAGACAGAGGCCGUGAAAAGGAGUAUGCAGCACAGAUUGCAGACCUCAAGAAGAGACUGGAUCACACAGAAGCUGAACGAGAGGAGCUACAAGAAGAGCUGCAGCGGGAAAGAAAGGCAAGGGAAAUGCUGGAAAGGAUGAUCACAGAAUUAAAGCAGCAAGUCUGUUGCUCAGCCACUGACAAACAAAGCGAUGCAAAAGUGACUUCCAUGAAAUUGACUGACAGUGCAGGAGAAUCAAAGUAGAAACUCAAACAUACAAACAAACCUCAUCAUCUUUAGGAAAAUAAGACUAAUGAAAAAAAAUUCAAGGAUAUUAAUUCAAAAGUGAAAGGUCAUUUCCUGUAUGAAAUCUGAAUUUUGUUUUUCAAACUUUUUUUUUUUGUUUUUGCCUUUUAAAAGGUUGAUUAUUUCUGUAUUUUGUGUUUUCUGCUAUUUUGAGGAACAGUGUGCAGCUAACACAACAGCACGGACAUUACACUAUGGUCCUCAUCUAGCCAAAAAGUUCAAAGUUACUGGAUUCUUUUCAAGUUUGUGAAGAAGUGUAGUAUGGAGGAUUAUGAUUGGCUCUUGUCUGGUGAACAAAGUUAAAGGUACAAUUGACAAAUUAUAUAUAUAUAAGGCUGUUAUGAAAGGAAGGAUGGAAACACAUUGUGCAGAUAUUCCAUUUUUACUACCUGAAAUGUUGGUGCGGUUGAGUGAGUGAAUGGUUGUGAUCAGUCCUUUUUCAAAGGACCCUGUAAAUACCAUAGAGGCUGUUACUAAAUCUCAUUAAUUGCUAAGAAAGCACACCAGGUUUUAUUUUAUAUAAGUUUACAGUUUGUGCUCUAGCACUCCUCCUCAUACCUUCUAUAGUUUUUUUUCAAGCAAGAACAAGAAUAACACUUGAAGGCUUUGUGAAAUAACUCAAUUUAUUUUUGUAUAGUGCUUUUGAUUAAGUACAGGCUCGGAGCGAAUUUUAGAUAUUUACAAUGAUAUUGUAUUAGCAGUAAAUUACAAACCAUACAACAUUUACAAACAUAAAUACACUAUAAAACAUAGCAAAUUCAGCAUGAACAUAUAUUUUAUAAAGUCUAUUAACAUUAUUAUAGGGAGAUGCAUUAUAAAGCCUUGGGGUUAUCUUUACCAGCCAUUUCCAAAUCACAUUACAACCUUCCAAUUUGUUUCUUUCAGUCAAGUAUUAACUUGAUACCGGACUUUGAAAACACAUUUUACUGUCCUACAGCACAUAAAGUUUCUGUAACUUUUCCUGGAGCAUAGCUUCUUAUAUUACACUUGUGUUAGUGUAACAUUAUGAAGAUUUAUGAUAUGCCCAUUUGUCAUGUAUGGUUCCACUCAAAACAUUAAUGGUUUUAGGCAACCAAAUUGAGCUUUUUCAAAGUUUUGCAGCAGUAGUUUUUCAGUUCUCUGUAUGGCUACAGAUUUUUAUUCCAUCCAAUUUCACAAAUAAGUGACUUGUGCUUACUUUGAAUUUUUCACCAUUUGUAUUUACCUGGCCAACAGGUAUUUUUAAGAAGUUCAUAAAUAUUGGCAAUUGUUUCCAUAGCUUUAAAGUUAUAUGUUUCAUUCAUUUAUCUUUUUUCUGUAGAUCUUGCUCCUAUAAGUGUAUCUUAAUGCAGAUGAUUAGCAAAGGGCAGUGCAGACACAGUUCCAAAGAAUGUUGGAGGCAAAACAUUUCUUAAAAGUGAGCAGCUAAGCAAAUAUGGCACUGAAGUACUUGCUCCUCUUUAGCAUUCAGUGUUGUCAGCAUUUAGAUACAAGUACUUGAGCAAACUCUAUAGCAAAGAGUGACUUUAAAAAUGUUUUUGAAAAAAAAUAGAUAUUUCAGAAUUUCUUUGGUAUGACAAUAAACAAAGGGCAGCCCGGUAAAAAAUGGCAUCAAUUAAAAGUAAAAAUGACGCACUAGUUGGAGGAAAAAACUGAAAACCUGUGGCUACAGGGUGCCCCAGGACUGAACUUGGAAGCCACUGGUUUAGACGAUUCAUAACAAAUGCAUCCAGUCACUUUGCAGUUCUGCAUUAACUUUGUGCUCAAUAGGAAAACUUGGUGUUAUGGUCCUGACAUUCUCUCUUCUCCUGUGCUUAUUAUGAAUUGGCCAUUGGUGGUUUAUCUUUACCUACCAUUUGCUUAAAGUACUGCAUCACACUGUUUGCUAGUUGUUAAAUUAUUUUGUAGUGACUCACAUUAACUUUUUUGGUUAUUUGUAAAAACUGGUCAACAGACCUUUUCAGUGUAAACUACUGUAUGUAAGCUCCUUCCAAGCUGCACUGCACAGUUGCUUAGUUAUCUUUUGCAGUGGAAGCAUUAGCAAGUUAUAGGAUUUGGUUAGUGAGUUAAUGGCGAGGGAUUAAACCCAAGAGCCGUCUGUCUGCUUUGGAAUCUCUCUCCUUAUCUGCUAGGUCACACUCUCUGACAGAAGGUCUUUAGAUCACAGUUAGACGUGGGAUUUGAAAUCCUAAGCUUCAGGCUGCUGACACACUUUUUAAACGUGAACAUGUCUCUUAACCUGUGCCAGGAUUGCACAAAUGCGAUACUUGCAAUGCACUGCUAUGCAGGUAAAGCUGUUUUCUUCAGUAGAUAUAUAAAGGUUAGCCAAACCUUGGUUGUUUAAUUGUUUGAUGUUUUCCUUCCCAAACUAAGAGAAAUAAGUAGAAUUGGCACUUUAAACCAGAAGGACAGGCAGUUGGAAAUUCAUUUGGUCCUGUAAAACAAACCUUGUUGAUGACCAUCAUUAUAUUACACAUUACAUUUCUAUGCUGUACUUCUUCGCCAAUCACUUAGGACUCGCCUCUCAAAGCAGACAGCCUUGCAGGUGCAGUAAUAAGGCCUUAUUCCUUUCUGCCAAACUGAAACACAGAAAGCCAUCUCUGGAAACGUAAAAGCAUAUUGCAUAGAUUAUGUUUGGUUUUUUAAUAUGUUCCUCCUCGUCUUUUGUGAAGCAUGAAACUGGCGCUCUGCAGUUCUUUUCAGUAUGUGCUUUGUUAACAUGAGGCUGAGUUUUUGAAUGAAGGGUGGAAGGGAGAGGUUUGAGGACACUAAGAAUCAACAAAUAGUGAAAGAAACAUUGCUAGAUGGCCAGUGAGACCACCUCAUCUGUCGGACUUUGACAUUCUCACAACUAAUCCUGUUUGAAUUCCUUCUUUGAAUGCUGUAUACUAGUGCAUCUCUUAUAAUCUUGAACAUAGCAUUAGGCAACCACUCCUUCAAAGUAAAAUAAGUACCUGGCUAAAUAAAUAAUUAUGGUCUUUUCCACUAUCGGCUUUCAUUUUUAUAUUUCAGCUUUGACAAGGUGAUACCUGCAGACUUAAUGAACAUAACCUUUAGCCAAUUUAGGAGACGAUUAACAUUACUUUGUAGAUACCAAAUUGGUUAUAUGAAAAUUAUUUGUGCCAAUCUAUUCAAAAGCUUAAAUUAAUGCACAGUAUAUGCUAGUUAAGAUUAUGAUUUUAAAGCCACCAUCUAUUAAAAGAAUAUUGUGCAAAGUGAGAAACGUGUUUUCAAUUUGCAUAGCCAAAGGUUUUUAUAAAAUGCUAAUGUCAGGUGGACGUUUAUUUAUUUAAUUUUAAUUAAUGUAUGCAUAAUCCUGAACGGUUCCUCAGCCAUGGCAAAUGUGGAUCUCAGAAAGCCCCAGAAGAAUUCCAGAAAGAAUUGUAGACUUUGUUGCACAACAGCCAAACUCUCAUUUUUCAUUUUUAUCUCAUGCAAGGAAAACGACAGGUCCAAAGGCGAUUCCAGCAUCAGGCAGCUGUGCAUUUUCUGUCCAUUUUUAGGUUUCUUCCAUUUUCCUCACUUCACUUUCACACUUGAUCUAUUUUUAAUUUGUUGUUUGUACCAUUUUUAACAGUUUUGCUGCAAUAAAUAUCUUUCGGUUUUUAGUUAGUGUUAUGUUAUUGAAUCCAGUGUUUAAUUUCUGAAGGGUGUGAGAUGGUUUUUAAUCUUGAAAGUGUGCUAGUUACUUUUUUUGUUCCUUAUUAUUCUUCAAGGAAAGUUUUGUGCACUCUAGGAGUGUGAGGACAAUAGAAAAGCAUUUGGUCAAUCAAAGAGCAAGUAAUUUGGCUUCUUCAUGAUGUAAUUAUUUUGUGUUGUUAGUGAAUUCAAAAAUGUCCAAGUUUAGUCAGCGUUUUACCCAAAACACUAAAGACAGAGCUACUUGAGGUACUUUUAGAAUUUGCGUGUGUUUUCCCUCAAAGCACCCCCCCUGGUAAACAUUAUUUAGGAAUUUUAAACCAUAUUUGAUGCAUAUUUAUAUUAGUACAUUAGCAGCAGCCUCAUCGAAAUACUGGGACUGGAGAUGUGAAGCUGAGCUCACGUUAAACUGGCUGUAGAUAAGGUGUGAAAACAGCAGAGGAUGCUGUCAAGCUGUCAUCCUCUCACUUUGAAGACUUCAGGCCUGAGACAAUGAAAUGCUCCAUACCAUUUGGUGACUCUCUUAUAUCUUUCUUUCCAAACAUUUCAGAUUUUAUUCAGUUAUCAGACGCAAUUAUGGAUAAAUGUAUGUAACCAACAGGAGAGCGUACUGCCAUAACACUCUCAUAGUUUGGUUUAUAUUCAAAUUAUAUACCAAACUAAAAUAAGCCAUUGCCUUUCCAGCACUUAAAAUGUCAUACAUUUUUUCCCCACAAUUAAUAUGGCAUUAUCUUAGCAAAUGCUGCACUUGUGUGUGUGAGUGUGUGUUUGUGUGUGUGUGUGUGUGAGUGCGUGUGUGUUUAUAUGUGUAUAUACACUUGUCUGUGCAUUGGUAAAUAAAGCAAUGACCUGCUAUAGCGGUUUUUAAAUGGAACUAUGUGACAGAUUGUAACAGAAAUAAGUGAAUGCAAAAAUGUCAUUAUUAUUAUUAUUAUUAUUAUGAUUAUUAUUUAUUGAUACCUUCUGUAAAAGAAAAAAAAUGCAAAAGUUAUUUUUUUUAAAACCAGUUCUAAUGUGAAUGACAGUGAUAAGCAGUGUUAUGCCUUGCCUGGUAAUGAAUUACCUCCGAACAGUCCUGAGUCUGCGGGUUGACAGUUUCUGUAUGCAAGUUACUUGCUGUGGACACUAGAGGGUGCUGUAAAUCUACCUUCUUAGCUUUAGUUCUACGAGAUGUUGCUGUCCUCUGACUUGUAAGAGUCAGUCCAUUGAACAAAACACACACAGAGAGUGAGAGGGGGAGAGCCAGGGCAACGAGGGGGCUGCGGCGGGCCAUCAUUGACCUGUACAGACAUUACUGGAUGAUGUGAAGCUCAUGUGGAUGUUACUGUUCAAUUGCUCCAAGCUUUCCUGUAUUGCAAAGUGUGGAUUUUUGCCCUUAACAACGUAUGAAUGUAAAAAAGUUUUAUAUUAAAAAAUAACACACUGUUAAAACAAAGAGCAUUUUUAUCAUUAUUAUUUUUUAUGAAUGCAGUUAUUCCUAACAAUGUAUGGCUGCUCAUUUUAUUUUCACUUGCCAUAUUGACAUAGUUUUUAUUUGGGUAUAUUUAAAAAUAUUUUUCUUUUGAAAAAUAAUUUGAUUUAUUGUAGUCACAUUAGCAGUUCACUUGCUGAUGAUUAAAACCGAAUACAUUUGACAGUUUAAGACUAAAUCCUGGCUAUAUAGGUGUGUGUGUGUGUAGCAUAUACAUAUACUGUGUAUAUAUUCACAUACACAUAACCCUGGUGAUGAAUGACAUAUUAUAUAGGUUUGUAUUUAUAAUAUAAAUAAAAAUCAGACCUGUAGUUCAAACUCAUGGGGCCAAUAUACAGCAGUUUUAUACCCAUUUUUAAAAGACCACCAUCUACUGAACUUUCUAAAAGCACUCAUUCAUUCUUUGAUACUCUAAAUACAACAAAUUCCUUUGUGAAUCUGCUUACUCAAUACAUGGAUGGUUGGAGUAAUUCAAAAUAGAGACUAACAUUGGAAAAAUCAAAAGUUGGCUUGAUUUGCUCUGUAUUGCUAUGGCUUUGUAAAUGCAAACCCCUUUUUUGUAUUUGCUGUUUCAAUUCCAAGCAGUGUGUGUAAAUGAUCCUCGCCUACAAUUCUAGUACUGUAUGUUGCCAAUUCCGUACAGUGUGAUUUAAAAAAAAAAAAAAAAAAAAAAAUCCUGCAUUGCAUGACAUAACACUGUCCUCUACCUCAUGUUGUGAUAAAAAAAAAUAUUUUAUAAGUAAAGUACACUGCAUCUCUGUCCAUUUAGGUGAUAUUUAAUAGAAAAAAUAACAUGCUUUUAACUUUUACCUCAAUUGUAUGUUGAGAGUGUGUGAGCAAAUUUGCUUUUUUUUCCCUCCCCAACUUAUGAUGUAUUGCAAAUUAGGUGACAGAAAAUGACCUUGGAUGACAUUUCAGUAAAGUUCUUUUAGUGACAGGUUAA